AUGCCUGUGCCGCUCGUAUGCCACUCUGAAGUCGACGUUCUCAUCAUUGGUGCUGGCCCUGCUGGCCUCACGUGCGCGAAUGCCCUCGCAAAUGCGAGAGUGAAUGUCCGCAUCGUCGACCAAAGGGCCUUCAAAAUAACUACUGGCUAUGGUGACGGAUUUGCACCUCGCACUGUUGAAGUUUUGCAGAGUUAUGGACUUGCAGAGCGCCUUCUAAAAGAGUCUUGCCAUAUCCAUCUAACAGCUUUCUAUAACCCUUCUUCGACCGGCGGUAUCGAACUUACUAACAAAAUAACAAAUGUGACAGCUACGUCUGCAAGAUACCCAUUUGAGCUAAAUGAGAUCGAGGCUGCGCUCCAUCAAGGAGCCAUUCAAGAUAUUUUCAUAGAUUCCAUGGCACCACUCGGCGUUGAGGUUGAUCGAUCGACGAUACCAAUUUCGAUAGAGCUCUCCAAGGAUGAAAGCGAGUUGACGGAUCCUACAUCAUAUCCAGUUCGCGUUACGCUCCAAAAACUAGACAAAUCUGAAGAUGAACCACGAGAAGAGAUUAUUCACGCUAAAUUUGUUGUCGGUGGUGAUGGCGCUCACUCAUGGACCCGCAAACAAUUCGAUAUUGCGAUGGAUGGAGAACAAUCUGAUUCCACCUGGGGUGUCGUGGACCUUACUGCUGACACUGAUCUCCCGGAUAUCAGAAAUAAGACCUAUGUACAUUCUAACCAUGGCUCACUUAUUUGCCUUCCCCGAGAAAAGGAUCGUAUUCGCAUAUAUGUACAACUGGAGGUUAAUGAUGUCAUCGAUCCAGUGACAGGCAGAGUAGCCAAGGAGAAAAUACGUCCAGAGCAAAUUCUUAAAACUGCCCAGAAGUCGCUUGAACCUUACAAGGUUAUCCAGAAGGGCGAAUUUUUGUGGUGGACGAUAUAUAGCGUUGGACAACGAGUGGCCUCACGGUUUUCCAUCGAAAAUCGAGUAUUUAUCGCUGGCGAUGCUUGCCACACUCACUCUCCAAAAGCGGGACAAGGGAUGAACGCAAGUAUCAACGACAGCCAUAAUCUAGCUUGGAAACUUUCCUUAGUUGUUCGUGGAUGGGCAGACAUGUCCCUUUUGUCAACGUAUGAAUCAGAGCGUCGUAAAUUCGCAUUAGACCUGAUUGCGUUUGAUAAAAUGUGGGCCGCCCUUGUCUGUAGCAAGCCCUUGACUGUGCCGAGCAGCAAUGGGAUUUCGCCCGAACAUUUCUUGAAGACUUACCAAACAGACUUCACCAGUGGCAUUGGGAUACAUUAUCAGCCUUCAGUUGCAGUAAACGACAGGAAUCAGGAGUUGGCCGUCGGCCUCGUCCUCGGCAAACGUGUACCUCCGCACAAACUCAUGCGGGCAGCAGACACAUGUCCAUUCGAGCUCCAGGACCUUCUUCCUUCGGACUUUCUCUUCAAGUUACUUGUUUUUACCGGCGAUUUCAGCGAUCCGCUUCAGCAAGCGAGGGUCGAGUCGAUGGUCACGGACAUGCAGAAACCUGAGAGCUUCCUGAAUCGUUACUCGACGCCUGAGAAUUCACGAUUCGAUGUCAUCACGAUCAGCAAAGGCCAGAAGUACACAUUUGAUUUCCUGCGGCUCCCUACGCUCCUUCGCUCUCAUUGGUCAAAGGUGUUUAUCGAUGACACCGAUGCCACUGGUAGCUUUGGAGGAGGAGGUUACUCGUAUUAUGGAGUGGGAUCUGAGGGGGCGCUGGUUGCUGUUCGUCCUGAUGGCUAUGUUGGAGCCAUCGCGCCACUGGAUCGCGUUGAGGAUCUUGAUGCGUAUUUUGCGUCUUUCAUGAGAAUUGCCGCUUAGGCUUAACGACAAUUCUUGUUCAAAUGCUGCUUCGCUGUUUCAACACAGUACUGGUUCCUAAGAUAUAAUUCUUCCUGUCCACAUCCUCAAACCAGACUUAUUCACGCGUGCACUCUAUGAUAUAACGCACUAUUCUUUGCUCUUUCUAGAGAUGAAUCGCCGACGCAGAGGCGAUGGCAAUUCACACCUUUGGAAGCGAGGAUCGCAUCUUAAAA
Molecule: messenger RNA, 2042 nt
Organism: Suillus fuscotomentosus
Lineage: Eukaryota; Fungi; Basidiomycota; Agaricomycetes; Boletales; Suillaceae
Product: FAD binding domain-containing protein
Exons: 15
Coding region: 1-1827 (608 amino acids)
Molecular function (GO): FAD binding
Source: RefSeq, a predicted model, not a curated record